GCCUAACUGAGCGAGAUAAGGGAGAAACUAAUAAAAAUAUAUUCUGGCGUCGUUGCGUCAUAAAUCGUCAAACAGCUGAGUCCAACUAAUAAUUGUGUAGCGGGAAAGCAGUACAUAUUCUGUCUUGGGUAUUCAGCUGAAAUAUUCUGGGAAUAUUAACAAGUCAGAAACCAGAACCUCGAGCCUUCAGUUUCAUUUCAAGAUGUCCAUCAAAGGACUAGUAGCAAUCAUUACUGGUGCCAGCUCGGGAAUUGGAGCGGGAACGGCCAUAUUCUUUGCAGAAUUAGAUGCCAAAGUGGUCCUAGUAGGUCGAAAUAAGGAAAACCUAACAACAGUCGCCUCAAAAUGCUACGCUGCUAAUAAAGAUGUGAACCUGCUCACCAUAGUCGCCGACGUAACCAACGAUUCCGCGAUUAAAAAAAUCAUCGAUGAUACCAUCAACAAGUUUGGCCAAAUCGAUAUUCUUGUAAACAACGCCGGAGUCAUCUCAAAAGGAAGCAUCGAAAACACCAGCAUGGAACAGUAUGACUACGUAAUGAACACAAAUAUUCGCUCAAUUUACAACCUAACCAUGCAAGCAGUUCCUCAUCUGAUCAAAACCAAAGGGACUAUCGUUAAUGUCUCCAGUGUGAAUGGUAUGAGGCCAUUUUGUGGCGUUCUGGCCUACUGCGUUUCCAAGACAGCCGUGGAUCAAUUCACACGUUGUCUGGCCCUAGAACUGGCACCAAAAGGAGUUCGAGUAAAUUCAGUGAAUCCAGGAGUCAUUGAGACGGAGAUUCAUAAGCGUGGAGGCAUGAAUGAAGAGGAGUACCAGAAAUUUUUGAAGCAUAGUCAGACGACUCACGCUCUUGGACGGGCUGGAACCGUCGAAGAAAUAGCCAGAACGAUUCACUUCUUAGCAAGUAGUGACUCAUCUUAUAUCACGGGUGCCAAUGUACCAGUUGAUGGAGGCAGGCAUGCUAUGGUUUCGCCAUAUAACGGAGAAUUUAUUAGUUUUUGAAAAUUGUAUUAAACAUUUAAUGAUCCCACAUACGAGUACACAAAUUAGAUGAUAACAA
Messenger RNA from Hermetia illucens (black soldier fly), 1058 nucleotides. RefSeq names its product 3-oxoacyl-[acyl-carrier-protein] reductase FabG-like. NCBI's taxonomy places the organism in Eukaryota, Metazoa, Arthropoda, Insecta, Diptera, Stratiomyidae. The record is from RefSeq and is a predicted model, not a curated record. The transcript has 2 exons. Bases 203 to 1000 code for a protein of 265 amino acids. Gene Ontology annotation, molecular function: oxidoreductase activity.